Tinamus guttatus (white-throated tinamou) is the source of this 1035-nucleotide messenger RNA. It is a transcript of the gene TACSTD2, whose product is annotated as tumor associated calcium signal transducer 2. Lineage: Eukaryota; Metazoa; Chordata; Aves; Tinamiformes; Tinamidae. The record is from RefSeq and is a predicted model, not a curated record. Gene Ontology annotation, cellular component: membrane.
AUGGAACUGCAGCUGGAAGUUCUGCUGAUUCUCGCUUUGGUGGCAGCUUCGUGGGGGCAGGAGAGCUGCAGCUGCACGAUGAAUAGGUGGACGCUGUGCGAGCAGGACGAGUCUGGGAGCUGCACCUGCACGCUGGUAGGUUCUGAUCGCAGGGUGGACUGCUCCACGCUGACUUCAAAAUGCCUCUUGAUGAAGGCAGAAAUGACCUCGCGCAAGGGCAAGCGCUUCCACAGCCCUCCUGUAGGCAACGAGGGUCUUUACAGCCCCGACUGUGAGGACAGCGGGGGCUUCAAAGCCAGGCAGUGCGACCCAGGCGACACGUGCUGGUGUGUCAACUCCGCCGGGGUGAGAAGAACCGAGCAGGGGGACCGAGGCCUGAGGUGCGGUGAGCUGAUCAGGACAGGCUGCAUCUACAUGGAACUGAAACACAGCACACCCGGCGCCUUUGCAGAUGGUCAAGUGGCGAAUGCCCUGAAGCAGCUGCUUCAGAACCGGUACAAACUGCCCCCCAAGUACGUGGCGGGUGUCAAGUAUGAUGCCCCGUUCAUCCAAAUCCGCUUAAAUCAGGAUGACUCGGAGAAAUCUGACGGCGAUGUAGAUAUAGCUGAUGUAGCUUAUUAUUUUGAGAAGGAUAUAAAAAAUGACUCCAUAUUUCACACUAACAGUAAAUUAAAUGUCUCUGUUAAUGGAAAGGCUCUGGAUAUUGAAAACAUACUGAUUUACUAUAUUGAUGAAAAGCCACCCCAGUUUUCUGCGAGACGUAUGAUUUCUGGCAUCACGGUUGUGGUGACAGUGGUGACACUGACUAUCAUCUUUGGGGUUACUGUGGUGGUUAUCCUCAAGUGGCAGCGGAAAAGAAACUAUGAAAGAGUUGAUUUAGAAAUUGGUCCAGUGAAAAGAGCAACUUUACAGUUGCCUCAGUCUGAGAAAAAAAGAAAUGUUACUUCCCCAGCAACAAAACCAGCAAGAGUAAAAAUUGCAAAUGAUUCAGUGUGGGGUGGGUUUGGAGUCUUCCCUUUUACUGGGGAUUUCUAG